Molecule: messenger RNA, 663 nt
Organism: Aspergillus wentii DTO 134E9
Lineage: Eukaryota; Fungi; Ascomycota; Eurotiomycetes; Eurotiales; Aspergillaceae
Exons: 2
Coding region: 1-663 (220 amino acids)
Source: RefSeq, a predicted model, not a curated record
AUGAGAUUCUCCACCCUCUUCUCCGUCUUCCUGGCCACUCUCUCCGUGGGUGUCGGUGCCGGUCCCAUUGGCGCUCCCAGCGAUGUCCAGGAGUGCUCUGGAGACAUCAGCAAUAACAGCGUCGACUAUGGCGACGUCGAAAAACGCGCCCCUCCUAAAGAGAGCGAGCGUUUGCGGCAGAUACAAAAGUCUCUGGGCAAGAAGAAACUGGAGCAAGGCAAGGAGUAUGCCAUCCAGGUCACCUGGACCAAGGGUAAGGCCGGCUCCUCGACUCCGACCGACCUGCCCCCCCAGCAAGAAAUGAAGGCGACGCAAAACCAGUAUGGAUUUGACCAUACUGCCAUCCUCGUUGGUAAAGUCCAGAAGAACACCGACUUCGAGCUGGACUUUGAGGGCGAAUUCUACCACCUGGACUCCAAAACUGAGCGCCAUCGUGGACAAGUAUAUUUCAAGACUUUCCCGAAGACGGGCAAGUGGGAGAAGAGCGAUACCACCAAGACAUUGAAGUUUUUGGAACCCAAGGAGCUCAGUGGAGACUGGAAGUCCAAGGUUGAACACGCCCAGACGGAAGCUGCUAAGGUUGGCACCAAGUACAACAACGUGUGGAAGGGCAAGAAGAAUGACUGCCAGACUUAUGUCAAGGCUUUCCAGGAUGCUUUGUAA